Messenger RNA from Biomphalaria glabrata, 2689 nucleotides. RefSeq lists its product as uncharacterized. NCBI's taxonomy places the organism in Eukaryota, Metazoa, Mollusca, Gastropoda, Planorbidae. The record is from RefSeq and is a predicted model, not a curated record. The transcript is spliced from 16 exons. Bases 169 to 2178 code for a protein of 669 amino acids.
UUACAUUCUAAUCAUAGCAUCGUCUUUACAUCUAUGUAUCUCCAUUCUCUCUAUAUAUAGAUGGAUGAGAGUUGGACGUAUAGGAUAAAGUUAAAACUUCGUACCUAGUUAGCUCGCUAUAUUUUAAAGACCACAGCCUCCAGAAGACGUGUUCUCUGAAGUUACAGAAUGGUGGCCUACCGGUCUAGGAGACUGUGUUUUCUUGUCACUCUGUUCUACCUGGCCACUACACAAGCUGUGAUUCUGGAGAAAACGUUCAACGACACGGUCGCCCUUGUCGCUACACUCCAGCAGAGAAUAGCGGAGUUACAAAGUAAUUUAGGAGAUCUGGCAAAACAAACUCAGCUGCAGCAGUUGGAGGUGGAGGAAAGGGUAAGGUCAGAGGGCAACUCGGGCAUUAAGCAGGUCAGAUAUGUUGCCCACGGUACGUCCAGCUACUUCGACUACACACACGCCAACCUUGGCGUCGCCGCCAUCCACGACCACACCAACUACCACGACACCCUUGGAAUGGGCGAAGUCAUUGUGGUCAUCAAUGGAGUAGAGUUCAGGACCCGCCAUAACGACUAUCGUCUGGUUCAGCCAGACACGAGCACAAGGACGUUUCGUGCGGUCAAGGACAUCAUCCCGCCUCCUGUCCCGCCUCAAGUGUCAAGUAAACCAACAGUGGCACUUCAGAUUUUGGAGAUGAGAGAGUGGUUCAAGGCUUUCAAAACCCAGAACAUUACACAUCGGGAUUACCGCCCCUACUUUCAACCUGUGAUCUGUUAUAUGGAAGGGUUCUGGAGUUUAGAGCAGAAUAUAAUGGAGCCAUUUAAGAGUGACCGCCAUGCUUUGUUUGCAUCCUCCUGGAAACAGUUGCAGGAACAGAUCUUCUACACUUCCUACACUGGAACUAAAGACCUCCUAGAGAACAUGGCCUACCUGCCCACGACCAUAGUCUCUGUGAACAGCAUCACGGGGAAGCCGGUGUACGCCCAGUGGAACUAUCGCAUCCUCUGCAACCCCAUUGAUGUGGAGGUUCCCUUGAAAUACUUCAGAGUGCAAGAUGACCUGGCCUCUAGGACCAGAUUAAGGCAGAGUUAUCAGAAUGUCAACAACACUAGAGCAGGUCGCUUCCGGUUGUCAGAGUAUGACUAUGAAAGGGUCACUGGUUUCACACUUUUAGAUCGGAUCAUGCAGGACAUCCCAGGGCUGGACAACAAUCCCUCGAUGCUGAAUGAAGUCGCCUUUGGCAUGGGCGUGUACAACACUGCUUUCAACAACUUUACCAAGCUGAACACUGGCUAUUACCACCGUAGUUACAAGACAGGGACAGCAAACGCUAUGGGAUUGUCAAUGGUGGAUCGCGGCUUUUCAGACGAGAUGCUGUUCGUUGCAGAAAACACACAGCCCCAGAUUCCAGCCUUUGACUUCACCAUAUGUGUCUUUAGGGGACCUUGCACUACAAGAAGUUCCAGAUUUUCCUAUGCCAUUCCCCUUGAGAUUGUUUACAUGACGCCAUUGUUGACAUGGAAUCCUUAUAAUUUAGCUAUAUAUCCGGACUUCAAAACACCGCCGGCGAAUGGAAGAACAGGCAGCACUACAGAUGUGACCAAAGCGUUUAACGGUUCUAGUCCAAUUGCUUACUACUAUCUGACACCUAAAGAGUUCUACAGCAGUACAACUGGCCAGCCUGACCCAGCAGAUACAGCUAUAGCCACUGUUGGAGUUUUAGACAAGACUGGGGUGAUCCGUAAUGUCACAGCUUCAGGCGUACAGAUCUUUACUUUACCUAUUGCUGGUCUUGGCACUGUCAGGUUACGCUACCCCAUCCCGCCCAUACAUGGUGAGGGCAGUACCGUUUGGAAGGACCUGGCUAUCGUAAAAAACACUAUCCGAGUGAUGCAGGGUGCAGGGUCCGCUGGAGUACCCGCCUACCAAAUGCAGCUGUACCCAGCCACAGUUGGCGGACUCCACAGCCACGACUUCACUGUUUUCAAACAAGACUACGACCUCAUCAUGAAUGGGGAGACGGUGUCCGUGUCUACCUCGCUGGCCAAUGGUCACCAGCAUAACCUGGAGCUGUGGAAAAACCCUGGCACCAACGUGCUGGAGUACAAGACCUGUGACUAUCAGAACGUGUGCUUUGACCAGCACCCUAAGAACAUCAAGCUGGUCAGUAGUCCAGGACGAUAAUAGAGUUCAAUUAACGAAAAUGAAUGAUGUUGGAAAAUAAGAUGAUACUAUGUUGGUGGAGAAUAAGAUAAUAACAUGUUGGUGGAAAAUAAGAUGAUAAAUGAUAUAGGAAAAUAAGAUGAUAAUAUGUUGGUGGAAAAUAAGAUGAUAAUAUGUUGGCGAAGAAUAAGAUUGUAACAUGUUGGUGGAUAAUAAGAUGAUAAUAUGUUGGUGUAGCAGAAUUUGACCAAAUAACUGUAAUAAUAAUAAAUAGUUAAAUAAAGUUUUAAAAAAAUAUAGAACCAAUAUUAUGUCUAAUGAAAUUAAAUGCCAACUAAAAUGAAAUGUUUGAGGAAAUGAGAACAGAAUUAAAUUAACGGUCACAACUAUUCAGCAUUGCCUUGAGAUUAUUUGAUUAUAGUUUUUAUUGCAUUUUUUUCUUUAAUUCUAUUUCAGUUAAGCAUUUACUGUUUCGUUUUAGUUUCGAUAAGUAAAAAGUUUAAUUACAGUUUCCAUUCUCAAGAAGUAAGAU